AGUUACUAAUAUACUCCGAAAUUCUAUGUUUCAAAAUUGAUUUUGAGCAGGACUGUUUACGUUCGCUUGCCACGGUAGAAAGCACAAAUAAUGACGAGACGCCGGCUGUAUUUGCACCUAAAGCCAGCCACAAAGCAAAUAUCGUAUACGCGCUCGGGCCCUUGUGGAUAAGGCUCUGUCCCGCCUUCGUUAAUUACUAUACUUAUCGUACGCCGGCCGUGGCUAACCACCGCGCGCAACCGUCUCAUCGCCCGAUGAGCUCUCUGCAGGCGGCGGCGUGGAGCAAGGAAGAGGACAAGGCGUUCGAGAACGCGGUCGCAGCAGCCGCGCCUCCGCCGCUGGACGGCCUGCCGGAGGAUGAGUGGUUCGUGGCGCUGGCGGCGAGCGUGCCGGCGCGGUCGACGGAGGAGGUGCGGCGCCACUACGAGGCGCUGGUGGAGGACGUGGGCGCCAUCGAGGCAGGCCGCGUCCCGCUCCCGCGCUACGCCGGGGAGGAGCCGUCCGCCGCGCCGCCCGACGGGCAUAAGAACGGCGGCGGCGGCGCCGGGCACCGGCGCGAGGAUCGGAAGAGCUUCGACUCCGGUAAGAGCUGCUCCAAGGCGGAGCAGGAGAGGCGCAAGGGGAUCCCGUGGACAGAGGAAGAGCACAGGUUGUUUUUGCUGGGGCUGGACAAAUUCGGCAAGGGCGACUGGCGGAGCAUCUCGCGCAACUUCGUCAUCUCGCGGACGCCCACGCAGGUGGCGAGCCAUGCGCAGAAGUACUUCAUCCGCCUUAACUCAAUGAACCGGGACCGGCGCCGCUCCAGCAUCCACGACAUCACCAGCAUCACGGCCGGCGAGGUCGUCGCGCAGCAGGGGCCCAUCACGGGCCAGGCCGCGGGCCCGCCCGGCAUGAAGCAUCUCGGGCCCGGGCCGCCGCCGAUGCCCGGGAUGGGCAUGUACGGGGGGGCGCCCAUGGGCCACCCCGUCGCGCCAGGCCACAUGGUCCCCGCCGCCGUCGGCACGCCGGUCAUGUUCCCGCCGGGGCACUCGCCCUACGUCAUGCCCGUAGGAUACCCGGCUCCCCAGGCAAAGAUGCAUCAAUAACCAGUUGCUACUUACUCCAUCUUGUUUGCAUUGGUCUUUGCUCUUGCUCCUGCAUAACAGAAGCAUUUCUUCCUUGUUCUUUCUUCAGUCUUGAUUCGUUUUGUGUAGCCGUCCGUCCCUGAUCCUCUCCUGGAUGUAACAUACAGUAGAUGAGUGCAGUGCAGGGAAUGCAGGCGAAUAAUGUAAGUAUUUGCUGACUGAUGCAACUGCUGUCUUAUGAUCACGCACCCGGGUAAGGUUCAACAAAUGUGGAUGUAAUUACCAGUAUCCUCCCGCGGUGUAUCGGUUGAUCCUUGCAGAGUUUCAACUGGGGACCGAUUUCCAUUUGCCGGAUGUAAAUUAUAUGUGUCUCAUUUCAAACAUAUAUUAAUCGUUGAGAUGCCAGGAACAAAUCUUCUUGUUCCUUCCCUCCCUUCUCAA
Messenger RNA from Brachypodium distachyon (stiff brome), 1505 nucleotides. RefSeq names its product transcription factor MYBS1. The record is from RefSeq and is a predicted model, not a curated record. The coding region runs from base 255 to 1085 and encodes 276 amino acids. NCBI's taxonomy places the organism in Eukaryota, Viridiplantae, Streptophyta, Magnoliopsida, Poales, Poaceae. The transcript is spliced from 2 exons. Gene Ontology annotation, molecular function: DNA binding.